Vicia villosa (hairy vetch) is the source of this 1549-nucleotide messenger RNA. RefSeq lists its product as uncharacterized. Gene Ontology annotation, biological process: regulation of DNA-templated transcription. The coding region runs from base 118 to 1329 and encodes 403 amino acids. Gene Ontology annotation, cellular component: nucleus. NCBI's taxonomy places the organism in Eukaryota, Viridiplantae, Streptophyta, Magnoliopsida, Fabales, Fabaceae. The record is from RefSeq and is a predicted model, not a curated record. The transcript is spliced from 5 exons.
CAUUAUCUUUGGUCCCUUUCUCUUCCCUCUCAAAGUCUCCUCCAUUUCAAUCCCAAAUCAAAACCACUCAACUCGACCGUUGCACCCUCACUCCACUUUUCAAACCUUCCAUCACCAAUGCCUCCUCUCGGCAAGCGGUCUCGAUCAGAGAUCCAAAACCUUCCACCUCUCAUGCCAAUGGAUGAUCAUCAAUCCAAAAUCUCCCAAUACGAACUCUCCAGAGAAGAAAGAAUCCGCGAAAAUCGCGAAAGAAUGGGAAAAUUGGGGAUUUUCGAUAUUUCACUCUCCCUCAAGCUCAAAUCAACCCCACCUUCUCGCCGAACUUCAUCUAACCCUAAAUCGCCUAUUGCUCGUAGCCCAUCUGGCCCCUCUCGCCGUUCUUCCAGGUUGCAGAAUGUUGCUCCUAUUAGUUACUCAGAAGCGCCACUAAUGAGAGAAGUGGGUGAGAGAAAAACUAGGGUUGUGAUAGAAGAAGGUUCUAAGCCUGAGGUUUAUACUGAAGAACAUGAGAAGCUUUUGGGGAAUACUGAGAGAACUUGGGAGCUUUUUGUGGAUGGUGUUGGAAAAGAUGGGAGGAGGAUCUAUGAUUCUGUUCAAGGCAAAACUUGUCAUCAGUGCAGGCAAAAAACUCUUGGUCGUCGGACACGCUGUUGCGAAUGCAACAUGGUCCAGGGGCAGUUUUGUGGAGAUUGCUUGUACAUGAGAUAUGGGGAGCAUGUACUAGAAGCCCUGGCAGAUCCGACUUGGAAGUGCCCGCCUUGUCGUGGAAUUUGCAACUGUAGCUUAUGCCGAACCGCUAGAGGAUGGGCACCUACUGGGAAUCUAUAUAGAAAGGUAGUGCAUUUGGGUUACAAAUCAGUUGCACACUACCUCAUUCAAACCCGGCGGGCCGAAGCUGUUGUUGAGAAAAAUGAUGAUACUUCCAGUCCAGUUUCAGAUACAGAUGUUAAGAAAAAUGACGAUGAUGUUUCCAACACAGUUUCAGCUAAACGGUCACUACCUUUCUCUGAUGCAGACAACAAUGAGAAUAAGCUUGGACCAAUGCAGUCUCCAACUGAAACUGAUAGCGACGAGGUUGCCGCCGCAAAGAGAUUGUUGAUUUUCCCUGAUGAGCAAGUUCAGCUUGAAAAAGUCGAGGGUGGUUUGGAUACCCCUGAUGAGCAAGUUCAGCUUGAAAAAGUUGAGGGUGGUUCGGAUACCCCUGAUGAGCAAGUUCAGCUUGAAAAAGUCGAGGGUGGUUCGGAUACCGUGAAGCUAAUUGCUUCUGCGAGCAAACCAAGCCCAGACAGUAUUGCUGGAAGACUUAGGUCUAGGACAAAAAAGCCAUGAUGAGGAUAAUUUCCUUAAUCUAACUCAGGGUAUGUUGAAGAGAGCAUUCAACAUUGCAUUUUGAAAUUAUCAAAGUUGAUAAUUUGGUAAGAAAACCUGUUUUGGCAUUAGUAAUAGUUGUAUCAGUAUGUGAAACACGUUAAGAAUCACAGUUAAUUUUAAUUAAAGGGUGUAGUAUUUAUGUGCAUUCUCUUAGAAAAAAAUUAGUACAUUUUGAAUA